Molecule: messenger RNA, 1921 nt
Organism: Symphalangus syndactylus (siamang)
Lineage: Eukaryota; Metazoa; Chordata; Mammalia; Primates; Hylobatidae
Gene: BABAM2
Product: BRISC and BRCA1 A complex member 2
Biological process (GO): double-strand break repair
Cellular component (GO): BRCA1-A complex; BRISC complex
Source: RefSeq, a predicted model, not a curated record
UCCGGGGAGUGCGCACGCAUCCUGCCCGCGGCGCGCGCGCAGGUCGGUGCGUCGGUCGGGGGCGCGCUCGGGUACCUGUACCCCACGUAGUCGCCGGUUACCGAUCGGACUAAGUUCCAGAAACAAGAGAUAAAGUAAUAAUAGGUACUGUGGGGAAAAAACACAGAAGAACAAUUCUGUAAUAUAGUGGUGAUUUACAAGUGAAGUUAAAAUGUCCCCAGAAGUGGCCUUGAACCGAAUAUCUCCAAUGCUCUCCCCUUUCAUAUCUAGUGUGGUCCGGAAUGGAAAAGUGGGACUGGAUGCUACAAACUGUUUGAGGAUAACUGACUUGAAAUCUGGCUGCACAUCAUUGACUCCUGGGCCCAACUGUGACCGAUUUAAACUGCACAUACCAUAUGCUGGAGAGACAUUAAAAUGGGAUAUCAUUUUCAAUGCCCAAUACCCAGAACUGCCUCCCGAUUUUAUCUUUGGGGAAGAUGCUGAAUUCCUGCCAGACCCCUCAGCUUUGCAGAACCUUGCCUCCUGGAAUCCUUCAAAUCCUGAAUGUCUCUUACUUGUGGUGAAGGAACUUGUGCAACAAUAUCACCAAUUCCAAUGUAGCCGCCUCCGGGAGAGCUCCCGCCUCAUGUUUGAAUACCAGACAUUACUGGAAGAGCCACAGUAUGGAGAGAACAUGGAAAUUUAUGCUGGGAAAAAAAACAACUGGACUGGUGAAUUUUCAGCUCGUUUCCUUUUGAAGUUGCCAGUGGAUUUCAGCAAUAUCCCCACAUACCUUCUCAAGGAUGUAAAUGAAGACCCUGGAGAAGAUGUGGCCCUCCUCUCUGUUAGUUUUGAGGACACUGAAGCCACCCAGGUGUACCCCAAGCUGUACUUGUCACCUCGAAUUGAGCAUGCACUUGGAGGCUCCUCAGCUCUUCAUAUCCCAGCUUUUCCAGGAGGAGGAUGUCUCAUUGAUUACGUUCCUCAAGUAUGCCACCUGCUCACCAACAAGGUGCAGUACGUGAUUCAAGGGUAUCACAAAAGAAGAGAGUAUAUUGCUGCUUUUCUCAGUCACUUUGGCACAGGUGUCGUGGAGUAUGAUGCAGAAGGCUUUACAAAACUCACUCUGCUGCUGAUGUGGAAAGAUUUUUGUUUUCUUGUACACAUUGACCUGCCUCUGUUUUUCCCUCGAGACCAGCCAACUCUCACAUUUCAGUCCGUCUAUCACUUUACCAACAGUGGACAGCUUUACUCCCAGGCCCAAAAAAAUUAUCCAUACAGCCCCAGAUGGGAUGGAAAUGAAAUGGCCAAAAGAGCAAAUGAAAUGAUAAGCUCCAUUAAAAAGCCUGGCCAUCAAUUACUGCGAAUACAGCCCUCAUCCCAGAGGAAGCCACUCACCAUCCUCUCAGCCUGUGCAGACCAGGCUGCACCAGGCACGGAGUGUUUACAGCCCAGCUCAGCCUCCUGGCUCCCCUGGGGGAGGGGCAGCAGGGCUUAUUUCAAAACCUUUGUCCCUCAGUUCCAGGAGGCAGCAUUUGCCAAUGGAAAGCUCUAGGAAACACCAGUCUUGAGAGGUGGCCAGCCAGACUGCCUGUCCACAUGCGUGUCAGCACAUACAGCCGCUUCCUGGAAGCUGCCUGGAAUGUCUUCACGGCAGCCCUUUGCUCACACAGCAGCUUUGCACGCCCCAGGCAGCCCCGACUGCUGAAAUCCAACUUGAGCUGGCUGGUGGUGCCUGGAUCCUAGAGCCCUUCACUUCGGGUUACUCCCUCUUUCUUGCCUCUAUUUCUUAGUUGGAAGAAAUAAACUCACAAAUUAUGGUGCAGUAAUUUUCCGGGGAAAGUAAAGCGUCAGGAAUGCCCACGCCUUUCUUCCAAAGCCUUUGUCUCUGAGACCUCUUAAGUUCUAAGAUUAAAUGCCCCCCGCUGUUUUUCCUCGGAAA